This is a messenger RNA of Pseudophryne corroboree (corroboree frog), 2378 nucleotides long. RefSeq names its product oxidative stress responsive kinase 1 (gene OXSR1). NCBI's taxonomy places the organism in Eukaryota, Metazoa, Chordata, Amphibia, Anura, Myobatrachidae. The transcript is spliced from 18 exons. The coding region runs from base 265 to 1845 and encodes 526 amino acids. Gene Ontology annotation, cellular component: cytoplasm. The record is from RefSeq and is a predicted model, not a curated record. Gene Ontology annotation, biological process: protein phosphorylation. Gene Ontology annotation, molecular function: protein serine/threonine kinase activity; ATP binding.
UCACGCGGCCCUUGGCACGGCAUACCGGGCAGAGGAAAGGCAAAGUUUGGCAAUGUGAGUGCUAGAGAAGAAGUGAGAGUGAGACGUUGGGGAGGGGGAGAAGACAGAUCGGCCUCCUCCGGGAACUGCCCUCGCCGGUUUCACUCCACAUCUGGUUGUGGAGCCUCUGCCUACACGUGGAUUAUUCCCCGCAGCAGCCACAGACACCCAUAGCCCCUGAACCCGACAGCCGCCAGAUAACCCUCUGCGGAGGCAGCAAGAGUCAUGGCAGAGCCUGACCACAGCUCCUUGCCUUGGUCCAUCAACAGGGAUGACUAUGAGCUGAAGGAGGUGAUCGGUAGUGGCGCAACAGCUGUGGUCCAAGCUGCCUACUGCAUGCCCAAGAAAGAGAAGGUGGCCAUCAAGAGGAUCAAUCUAGAAAAAUGUCAGACCAGCAUGGAUGAACUACUGAAAGAAAUCCAGGCGAUGAGUCAGUGUCAUCAUCCCAACAUUGUGUCUUACUAUACCUCCUUUGUGGUUAAGGACGAGCUCUGGCUAGUAAUGAAGUUGAUGAGCGGAGGCUCCGUCUUGGAUAUCAUCAAACAUAUAGUAGCAAAAGGAGAGCAUAAGAAUGGGGUAUUGGAUGAGCCAAGCAUUGCCACCAUGCUGAAAGAAGUUCUGGAAGGACUUGAAUACCUGCAUAAAAACGGGCAGAUCCAUAGAGAUGUAAAAGCUGGAAAUAUACUACUGGGUGAAGACGGCUCUGUACAAAUAGCAGACUUUGGUGUCAGCGCCUUUCUAGCCACAGGGGGUGACAUCACACGGAACAAAGUGAGAAAGACAUUUGUGGGCACGCCUUGCUGGAUGGCACCAGAGGUCAUGGAACAGGUUAGAGGGUAUGAUUUCAAAGCAGACAUCUGGAGUUUUGGUAUCACUGCUAUUGAACUAGCGACCGGAGCGGCUCCAUACCACAAGUACCCUCCAAUGAAGGUUUUAAUGUUGACGCUUCAGAAUGACCCCCCGACUCUAGAGACAGGUGUACAGGAUAAGGAAAUACUGAAGAAAUACGGCAAGUCUUUUAGGAAGAUGAUAUCCUCGUGCCUUCAAAAAGACCCAGAGAAAAGGCCAACAGCAGCAGAACUUCUGAAGCACAAAUUCUUCCAGAAAGCUAAGAACAAAGAAUUCUUGCAGGAGAAGUUGUUGCAGAGAGCCCCAACCAUCACAGAGAGAGCCAAAAAGGUUCGGAGAGUUCCAGGAUCGAGUGGUCGCCUUCAUAAAACUGAAGAUGGAGGCUGGGAAUGGAGUGAUGAUGAGCUGGACGAGGAAAGCGAGGAGGGCAAAGCAGCUGUACUACAACUUAGGUCUCCACGUGUGAAAGAGUCUUCACAUAACUCUGAGCACUUUCCUGCAACAGAGCCAAGUGCCACCUUUCUCCAGACUCCAGCACAGCCCACAGCAAAUCUACCUCAACCAUCUGGCCAAGCUCCACCUUCCCAAGUGUCUAUCCCGGUCCCAGCACAGGGACAGGCUACUCCUGCUGCAGCUCCUAUGCCUCCAACUUCAGAAGAAGUCAAAGCUGUUAUUAGUUUAGUAUUACGAUUAAGAAACACAAAGCGAGAACUCAAUGAUAUUCGGUUUGAGUUUACACCUGGAAGAGAUACAGCCGAUGGUGUAUCACAAGAACUUGUGUCGGCUGGCCUUGUAGAUGGAAGAGACGUAGUAAUAGUUGCAGCCAAUUUACAAAAGAUUGUGGAAGAGCCGCAGACUAACAGAUCAGUCACCUUCAAGUUGGCCUCUGGGGUGGAUCCGUCAGACAUUCCAGAUGAUGGAAAACUCAUAGGAUUUGCACAGCUCAGUAUCAGCUAAGCUGCCAUUGUAUGAGCUGCUUCCUAAUGAGACCUACAUCUUCAUCUUUCUAAUGCUUCUCUCUUGGCCUAAAGAACCACUACUGCCAAAGAAUCAAACUCUGGCUUGUUUCAGGGCUGUAACAACAUGUAUUACUUAUCUCUUGUCUAACAAAUGUCUCUUACUUAGUGUGACCAGGUCUACACUGAGGGGGUUAGAGCUUUGUAACAGAGACCAAAAGUGUUUUCUGCACAUGAUUCAUUUGGAUUUCUUUUUUUUUCAUAUAAGAUGUGCUAGUUGCCUUCUGUAGUGCUAAUGGGGUCACCAGCGAAACGCGUCGGUUGUCCCUUUGUCACUGCAGAGGUUCAGCUUGCGCUUCGCAUACCUGUUUGUUACUGUUGCCUUAUUUGAGAAUACUACUGAGUAUGGAUCUAUGGGCUUCUACCACUCCUAAACACUCAAGGCAAAGAGAAGUGAAUUUUGGGAUCUGAUUUUUAUUGGCUUUAAUUUAAAGUGAACAGAAAAAGAGUCUAAAUAAAAACGUAAUAAUUUGA